This is a messenger RNA of Phycomyces blakesleeanus NRRL 1555(-), 1716 nucleotides long. RefSeq lists its product as hypothetical. The transcript has 2 exons. Gene Ontology annotation, cellular component: mitochondrion. Bases 25 to 1623 code for a protein of 532 amino acids. NCBI's taxonomy places the organism in Eukaryota, Fungi, Mucoromycota, Mucoromycetes, Mucorales, Phycomycetaceae. The record is from RefSeq and is a predicted model, not a curated record. Gene Ontology annotation, biological process: heme biosynthetic process. Gene Ontology annotation, molecular function: pyridoxal phosphate binding; 5-aminolevulinate synthase activity.
UUCUACACCACUUCAUAUUUAGUCAUGGAAUCCGUUCUCAUGCACGCCAAGAAGGCUUGUCCCUUCCUCCACGCCAGCUCUGCUUCUACUCUCCGUGGUCUCUCCAAGUCAGGAAUGCCUUCAUCCCGCUCAAUGCUCAUGACUAGAGCACAGGAAUGUCCUGUUAUGGGAAAGGCAAUCCAGACGCGCUCUUUCUCUGCCACAGCCAAGCCUGCACAGGCUGCUGUAGUUCCCGCCAAGAAGGCCUUUGACUACGAGGCUUUCUACAGCGAGGAAUUAGAAAAGAAACACAAGGACAAGAGCUACCGUUACUUCAACAACAUUAACCGCCUGGCUCAGAAGUUUCCUCUUGCCCAUACUGCCAGUGUUGAAGAUGAAGUAAACGUUUGGUGUUCUAAUGACUAUCUUGGAAUGGGAAGAAGUCCAGUUCUUAAGGAUGCCAUGAAACGUACACUCGAUCGCUAUGGUGCUGGUGCUGGUGGUACCCGUAACAUUGCUGGUAACGCAGAUCUUCACCUUCGCCUGGAAUCCGAGCUUGCAGAUUUGCACCACAAGGAAGGUGCUCUCGUCUUUUCUUCUUGCUAUGUAGCCAACGAUGAUACUUUGUCCGUAUUGGGAAGCCGUCUUCCAGGCUGUAUUAUCUUCUCCGAUGCACUUAACCAUGCUUCCAUGAUCCAGGGUAUGCGACAUUCGGGCGCCCAGAAAAAAAUCUUCCGUCACAAUGACAUGGCCCACCUUGAACAACUCCUGCAAGCCGCAGAUCCCUCAGUACCCAAAAUUGUUGCAUUUGAAUCUGUAUAUUCCAUGUGUGGUUCUGUAGCCCCUAUCCGCGAAAUGGUUGCCUUGGCCAAAAAAUACGGAGCAAUUACUUUCCUUGAUGAAGUUCACGCCGUCGGCAUGUACGGACCGCGCGGUGCCGGUGUAGCUGAACAUCUCGACUAUGACCUCAACUCCCGUCAUCCAACUAUGGGUAAUGGAAGCAUCAUGGACGAAAUUGAUAUUAUCACUGGUACCCUCGGAAAGGCCUUUGGUGUUGUCGGCGGUUACAUUGCCGGUUCUGCCGGUUUUGUUGAUCUGGUGCGCUCUUAUGGCCCCGGAUUCAUCUUUACCACUUCCCUCCCUCCCGUUGUUGUGUCGGGAGCACUCGAGUCAGUCAAAUACCUCAAGAGCUCUCAGCUCGAACGCCAGAGACAACAAUUGAACACUCGCACAGUGAAGAGUCGCCUGGCUGAUCUUGGCAUUCCUGUAGUACCCAACCCUUCCCACAUUGUACCAGUCCUGGUUGGUGAUGCUGCCGCUGCCAAGAUGGCCUCUGAUGAGUUGUUAUCCGACCAUCGCAUUUACGUCCAGAGCAUUAACUACCCCACCGUUCCUGUCGGACACGAACGUCUCAGAAUCACUCCUACUCCUGGUCACACUCCCGAGAUGGUCGAUAGCUUUGUUGAUGCUAUCGAACAGCUCUGGAAGCGACACGACUUUAAGCGUGUUGAUGACUGGACUGCCCAAGGAGGCUGUGCCGGUGUUGGUGUUCCCGACGCUCCCCUCGUUACUCCUGUUUGGUCUGAUGCCCAACUCUUCCCCAACAAGGAAGCCGAAGCCCUUCAGAGCGUUUUGAAUGAAUAAUAAUAAAAAAUCAUAGCCUUUGUGCUGAUUUUUUUUUCUUAAUAAAAAAUAAAACUCAGUCAAAUUCAUGACUGCCCUAUUGCCUUCUUCAUU